UAUGGCAAUCAAUCUGAUCACGUGAAAUUUAAGGUUGCUGGGUCCCUUCCUUACACAUUAAAAUGGCUAUCAAUCAAUAUGAGAGCUGGUUUCAGCUCACUGCAAAACCUGAUUGAGUACCAACCAACGAUGUCUGGCCCAAAGUGCUGCCAAAAUCCUCCGGCUAUCUCCUCUGGCGAGGAAGACGGUGGUGAGGUCUUGCAAAUUGCAUCACUCAGUUCCUACGUUUCCGGCAAUCCUGAUUCCAUAACCGCCAUUAUUCUUGUUUCUGAUAUAUUUGGUUUUGAAGCUCCCAAACUGAGGCAACUUGCAGACAAAGUUGCAGCUGCUGGAUAUUAUGUACUUGUUCCUGAUUUCUUAUUUGGAGACUAUUGGACUCCUGAAACUCAGUUAGAUGACUGGACAAAAAAGCAUGCACCUGAGCAAACAGUUGAAUUUGCUAAACCAGUUGUAGAGGCUCUCAAAGAGAAGGGUAUAUCCAAAAUUGGGUCUGCAGGUUUUUGUUGGGGAGCUAAGGCGGUUGUAGAUCUAGCAAAGGAAGCCGAAAUACAAGUUGCAGCACUCUUACAUCCUAAUUUUGUCACUUUAGAUGAUAUCAAGGGGGUUAAGGUCCCUAUAGCGAUACUAGGUGCUGAAUUCGACGAAUUUUCUCCACCUGAACUCAUCAAAGAAUUCGAGGCCGCACUAAUCGUAAAUGAGGUUUACCACUUUGUGAAAAUAUAUCCUGGCGUCGGCCAUGGUUGGGCCAUUAGAUACAACGAUGACAAUCCAACAGAAGUGAAAUCUGCAAAAGAGGCUCAGCAGGAUCUUGUGGAUUGGUUUGGGAAAGCAUUUAAAGACCUAACACUACUAGAAAAUUGCUACUAUUCCCACGUCAAUUCCCGUGGGAAAUCCAUGGGUAAGUGCAGUUUAUAAACAUGCAAUAAAGGAGAGAUGCAGGCAGAUGUUUGAGAAGAUCCUUAAUAAUUAAAUAAAGUGUGGCCAAAGAUGUUAUCUAUUACUUUUAUAAUUAUCUUCAAUUAAGUUC
This is a messenger RNA of Helianthus annuus (common sunflower), 1027 nucleotides long. Its product is annotated as endo-1,3;1,4-beta-D-glucanase. Lineage: Eukaryota; Viridiplantae; Streptophyta; Magnoliopsida; Asterales; Asteraceae. Gene Ontology annotation, molecular function: hydrolase activity. The record is from RefSeq and is a predicted model, not a curated record. The transcript is spliced from 7 exons. The coding region runs from base 79 to 915 and encodes 278 amino acids.